CCGCUGGUGUUUUUCCUCUGAAUCGGUCAGAUGAUUAGAUAAUAUAAAGGCCGUGGUGUUAACAGGGUUACUGAUGUUCGUCCAGACACCUUCAGGACAGACACACAUUUCUUCUUCUGUCACGUUAGACUGCGUUGGUCUGCGCUGAAAUUAAAGGUUUGUCCUUCGGAAUCUCCUUCAGUACAUUCGAAUACGACCUCGACUUGAGAAUGAACCUCAGCGUCGAUCCCACUCCUGCCCCCCUGCAGCUCAACACGACCCCUAAGCCCUUCAGUGUGUUUGAUGGGUGUGACCACAUGGUGGAAGCCAUCCUGUUCGACCUGGCAGUUCAAACCUUUAACUUGAUUAUAGGAUUUCCGGCCAACAUCCUGGUCAUCAUAAUCCUGAUCCGUAACCGGCACGAGCCCUCCACCUCCGACAUCUUUCUGGGCUGCCUGGCCUUCAUGGACGCCUACUUCGGUCUCAUGGUCCCGAUAAGCUUCCUCAACCUCUUCUACUGGAAGAGCAAGGAAGGUUGGUCUGCUCUGAAGUUCUCCUACGGCGUGAAGGACACGAGUGGGCCGCUGUUCCUUUCCUGCAUCUGUCUGGACCGCUUUGUCGCUGUGGUCUUCCCGAUCGCUUUUGGACAGUUGAAGCACAUUAAGUACAGGGUUGGCCUGGCAGUGUUUGUGUUCUGCCUCACCUUCGCGUAUGCCUCAGCUAAAACCAUCGGCGGCCUCCCUAACUUCGAGAAGAUCUUCACAGGAGAGGUCCUGGCCACGUUCACCUGGAUGUUGAUCUGCAACAUAUCCAUUCUGUGGGCCCUGAAGCGCUCGCGAGGUGCAGGCAAGGACGAGAUGCACCCCAUGAAGAAGAAAGCCUUCAAGAUGGUGCUCUCCAUCCUGUGCAUCAUUAUUGUUAACUACCUCCCUCUGGUGGCCAUGUUCCCCUUCCAGGAUCACUACUCACCUCAUGCCUUCACCUGCUACGUCCAGCCUGUGGGAUACGCCUUCCUGAACAUCAGCAGCAGCAUCCAGCCACUCGUCUACCUCUCUCGCCUGGAGAAGAUCCCCUUCCUGCCAGACUCUUUGGUGAGGAAGCUCCGCUGUACGAAAAAACCAGAGCAAUCGCCAGCUUAGAGCCUUACAUCUCCACAAGAAUCGAGCGCUCAGAUUGGUCCAGAUUUCGAAAACGUUCCCAAAGUUUUACAGUCAGCUCCAAAAUUUUUGGCACCCUUUAUAUAAAUAUGAAUAUAAUAAUAUGGCUCAUAUGUACAACUAGUUUUAUUCUGAGCGUAAAGAUUUUAAUGUUUAAUUUUAGUGUGAUUCAUUUCUGCAAAAUUAUUGGCACCUUUGCACUCGGUAAAGCCUCCGCUGAGGAGAAUAACUGCACUGAGUCUCUACCUGCAGUGUCUAACAAGGUCGAACAAGCUUGGCCCAUCCACCUGUCAUUCAAUUCAGACCACAGGUUUUCAUAAGGGAUGGAAUUCCAGAAAUUGGGAAUUAGUGGCAUCUAGAAUAAACUAAACCUGGGGGGGGGGGGUUGUUUGUUUUGUUUGUUUAUUAGGGUAAAAAAAAUAUCAACAGAACAGAACAUCUGGAAUUUCAGAACAAUUUAAUGAUUGUUUCAUAAACACUUUAAAAGAAUGUCAUUAAAGCGCACCUAUUAUUGAUUUGAAACGGGCCUAAUUUCAUUUUAAAGCUCUCAUGCAAUAGAUUUACACGCAUCCGAGGUGAAAAAACGCUUUAACGUGCUCGUAAUUUAAACUGCAGCGUUACCUUUUUCCCCCAGUGUCACAAACGACUCGUUAAAUGAUCCGUUCUAAAUGAUUUGUUCUAAACUCCUCGUUUCAGAGAGCAUACUCUGCUCUGAUUGGUCAGACGUCCCAGUCUGCCGUGAUUGGUCCACGUUACAAACCUACGUAGAUUAGUACAAGAAGUAAAGUCUGGAAUCACUAACGAGUCGAUUCAGCUGUUCAAAAUCGAUUCCUUCUUUUGGUAGUCGGUAACUCUGUUUGUCGUGCGCGUCGAUUUUUGAAACUUUGCAGACUUUUCACAUUCACAAACAGCUACGUAUAGAACACACUACAUAAAAGGGAAUAUUUGAAAAAACAUAAUAGAUAUACUUUAAGUGAAUUCUUAUUGGAAAGAUUUUUGGUAACAUACUGUCAAAAGACAUAUUUAUACUCACUGAAUCAAUGAAUUGAUUUAUUUUCAUGUUUAAUGUUUAUAUUAUACAGUCUUCUUGGCCUGUUCGCUUUAAGGAUGCCAGUACUUCCAGUACAUGUGGUGUGUGAAUAAAAUGUUCUUAUAAUAAAUAUUUAACUUGUAAGUUUAAUUCCAGAAAGAAUUCCUUGCACUAGCGUUUGCGAGCCGGAAUACUGUUUAACAAGCACAUGCUGUUUAAAGUUCUGAGACACAGAAUGUGGAUUAAACCUUUCAGUGAGUGGAAUUUUGGCGCCAUCAUGUGUUUCAUGUUUACACAGUCAUGUGGAAAUCUCUGGAAAUGUUUAACGUUCAUAAUGCAUAGCAAUGAUACCUUUCGCUUAAUAUACACCAGAAUGGAGAUAUAUUUUUUAUUCACAUUUGGCCUAUCUAGCAAUCAUUAGAUACAGGAUAUUUACAUAUUUGAUUCAUUAAAUUCAAAAUAAAACUUCAUGUAAUGGCAAAUAAAUAAA
Molecule: messenger RNA, 2656 nt
Organism: Ictalurus punctatus (channel catfish)
Lineage: Eukaryota; Metazoa; Chordata; Actinopteri; Siluriformes; Ictaluridae
Product: G-protein coupled receptor 183
Exons: 2
Coding region: 210-1118 (302 amino acids)
Biological process (GO): positive regulation of Rho protein signal transduction; phospholipase C-activating G protein-coupled receptor signaling pathway
Cellular component (GO): membrane
Molecular function (GO): G protein-coupled receptor activity
Source: RefSeq, a predicted model, not a curated record